ACCAUGGCCGAUUCUUGCUUGAGACAGAUCAAGAUCAAGACAGGCGUGGUGAAGCGAUUGGUCAAAGAAAAAGUGAUGUAUGAGAAAGAAGCAAAGCAGCAAGAAGAAAAAAAAUUGGAAAAAAUGAAGACUGAAGAUGGUGAGAACUACGCCAUUAAGAAGCAGGCAGAAAUUCUUCAAGAGUCCCGGAUGAUGAUCCCAGAUUGCCAGCAUCAGUUAGAAGCUGCAUAUACUGAUCUUCAGCAGAUACUAGAUAGUGAAAAAGAUUUGGAAGAAGCUGAGGAGUAUAAAGAAGCACGUGUAAUUCUGGAUUCAGUGAAGUUAGAAGUCUGAAAUUUUUCUGUACAGGGUGUUUUUUGC
Molecule: messenger RNA, 360 nt
Organism: Myodes glareolus (Bank vole)
Lineage: Eukaryota; Metazoa; Chordata; Mammalia; Rodentia; Cricetidae
Source: RefSeq, a predicted model, not a curated record